Molecule: messenger RNA, 2130 nt
Organism: Bursaphelenchus okinawaensis
Lineage: Eukaryota; Metazoa; Nematoda; Chromadorea; Rhabditida; Aphelenchoididae
Source: the annotation of a GenBank genome assembly
AUGCUUCGCAGCGCGAAACCUGGACGACGGCUGUGCUUGUCGUUCUUCCUCCUCGUGCUGGUAUCUCCUACUGCCGGUGGUUCAUCCUUCAUGCCUAGUACUGGUGAGUGAUGGAUAUUACUGUAUUUUUGUGGGUUUAUCUUGUCAGCUACUGUUUAGCCAAUAAGAUAGGCAACAGCUUUUACAGUAUUUUGCGAAAUAGACACUGUUUUGUCAUUUCUUUCUUGCUACGAUUAUCAUUCUUUAGUUGUGAGCAAUUUCUUCGAAUCUGUCAAAAAGGCUAGCCAACUGGGCGCCGAGCCAGGACAGCAGUGUCUGUUAGAUGCUCAAUGUUCUCUGUCAGGCGAUGUGAUAUGUUCUCAGAAAGGACGUUGUGAAUGUGCUACAGGAUCAUGGAACGGAGCUCAUUGUGUAGCAUACGAUGAUGAUAAUCAAGAUGACCAGUAUGCGGCUAGUGGAGAAGGUAAGGGUACUGCAUAAUUGAUUCAAACAAAACAGACUGCAAUUAUCAAAGAUAUUAUCGAUGUGUGUUACUUUUCAGAAUUGGCGUUACCUGAAAAACCAGAAUGCUCGAGUUUAGAAGUGGAAAAGAAUGGCAAGUGUUAUGUCAGGAAGAAGCCUGGUGAGACCUGUGACUUUUCUGAGCAGUGUAUGAAUAUUGGCGACGUCCAGUAUUACUGUAUCGCCAACAUCUGUCAAGAAGCUCCAGGUAAGUACAAAUGUGUUAUGUUUGGACCGCUCGAAUGUAUGAAUAAUUCAGUCAUUUUUUGUAUAUUGUAAUUGAUUUCUAUUCAAUAGUCUCAUUGUACAACUUGUCAUGACGUAAUUCAGAAUGCCCACCAGGCUAUGUAGCGAUGGGUGCAGAAUGUCUGCCUUACUCAGUAACCGGAGGGCCAUGUAUACAUCCCAUACAAUGUCUGACUGGGUCAGUUUGCAUCAAAGGAAAGUGCAGAGGACCGUGUGACUUCAACCAAGUGUUCCUGGAGGAAGCUUGUGUAGACUACGGUACGGUAAUCGUGUAACUAUAACACCCAUAUUUAGAAGGAGCCGGUUGUGUAGCCAUAUCUUGUAUCAGCAACAAAUGUCCUCGAUCAUUCCCAUCGUGUAAUUACAUUGCUCAACAAAAAGACUACUUAUGUUGUGAUAGAUCAAUGGGUAAGAGGCAUCACUAAUAGCAUAUAAAGAAAUUCAGAAACCAAAGUAACGUGUCCCCUACCCAAUUCUGAACCACAACGCGACAAGGAGACAGGAAAUGUAGUCGAAUGUAUGCAUCGACCGUGCACCGCCAACUACCGUUGUGUAUUCGCAUCGUACGGUAGAGGGAAAUAUAUCUGUUGCUCGAAGCCGAAGCCCAAGAAGAAGACAGAAGAAAACGAAAUGACAGAAGAAGAGGAACUAGACUUCUACGGAGAAAAAACGACUACCAAGGGACCUUGGGUACCACCACCCCCUCGACCGGUCGAUACUCCAUGGACUCCAGAUCCCCGACCAGUUCAAAACAACAUGAACUGGCCUUACAACAACAACAACUACAAUAACUGGGCCAACUGGAACAACAAUUACAACAAUUGGGGAACCAAUUGGGCCAACAGGAACUGGGGUACUCAGAACUGGAACAAUGGAUGGGGUCGCAACAACAACUGGAACAACUACAACUACGGCCAGCAGUGGAACAACGGACAAGCGAUGAGAAGGAGAAAGAUCAGGCCCAACACAGAGCUGGGCAAGAUACGACCCGCUUCUAGUUCAAACUGGAUUGUCGGCUCCAAGAACUUCCCCAGAAGGCUGACCAGGAAACGGCCGAAGCGCCCUAUUGCCACGAAUCCCUUCAUUCAACAUCAUCCAGGCAUUCAUGACGUAAGCAACAUCACAAACGAACUAGCCAGUGUAGAGGUCAACCAACCCGAUCACAAGAACAGCUGGACGCAUGCCAUAAAGGUGCUCAUCUACUGGUGCUGCACCAACAAGCCUUGUAUAUAUCGUGACCAUCUUGGGGCCUUCUGUAGUCAGAUUCUCGACUCGGACGCAAUAACUCAACAUCUAGCGGCUACGGAUGUUGAUGACUACGACGAAUUAGAGCAGAAACAAGACUUAGAAACAGUAAAUAGCUUCCCGAUUACUGUAGUGUGA